Messenger RNA from Phytophthora sojae, 417 nucleotides. RefSeq lists its product as hypothetical. The record is from RefSeq and is a predicted model, not a curated record. Gene Ontology annotation, cellular component: mitochondrion. NCBI's taxonomy places the organism in Eukaryota, Oomycota, Peronosporomycetes, Peronosporales, Peronosporaceae. Bases 1 to 417 code for a protein of 138 amino acids. The transcript is spliced from 3 exons.
AUGUGGAGUUACAUGGCGGCGGCGCUGGGCAUCGCGAGCGACGGCGACGUCGAGCGCGCGAGCUUCCGACUGCGCAGCCGCGGCUGGCUGGACAGAGAGAACGAGCUGUUCCUGUCCGUCCCCAAGAACGCCACAGCGCGCUGCAACGUUAUUUUCUUUCCUGGAGACGUCCAGGACUUCAAGGCCGCCAUGUUGGCUGGACCUUUUGCAGACUACAGUGACUACGCCUAUGAGGCGGUGGCGGAGCUGCUGGGUGACAAGUUUGGCGACACGUGCAAUGUGUGGGUGGUGAGACCCAGCCGCUUCAAGCACGAAGCCUACAGCAGCUUUGACAAUUUUGUGACGACUAAUGAAUACGGAGCAGCUACAAAGUGUACGUUGCUGGCAGACAAGGCUUACGACUGCUUCAACUAUUGA